Molecule: messenger RNA, 9163 nt
Organism: Bacillus rossius redtenbacheri
Lineage: Eukaryota; Metazoa; Arthropoda; Insecta; Phasmatodea; Bacillidae
Gene: woc
Product: zinc finger MYM-type protein 3
Exons: 21
Coding region: 309-5294 (1661 amino acids)
Molecular function (GO): zinc ion binding
Source: RefSeq, a predicted model, not a curated record
UAUUAUUGUUUCUUAUUUUGUUUCAGAUGUAUAAAUCUUUUUAUUAAUGAUGACUUUACGAUGUUUAAUGGAAUUGUUGUCUGAUGAUUAAAGAAAAUAGUUUUUAUAAUGAUUUUGAAGGUUGCCCAUUGCUUGUGCUUGGAAACCGCCAUAUCGGUUGAAGAUUUAUGUUAUUUUGUAUUAUUUAGUUUGUUGUUUUGGGCGAAAAUGUGUAUGAAUUUUCAUGCACACUGCUUGUGCGUAUUGAAUCUUGAGUCAGAGGGCAUGAUGUCUCGCUUGAAAUAGAUGUGAGGAGAGCUGAAGUGGUCAUGGAGGUGGAAACGGGGUCUGCCAUGCCACUGCCAGCGGGAGGCCAGAACGACCUGGCACGCUUGGAGAACAGCGGCGGGGGCUCAGCAGAGAACAUCCCCAGGAUCGAGGCUGUGGAUGCGGAGGAGGAGAUGCUGAGCGACAAACCGGGGGAUGCCAGCAGGGUUGCUACUCCUUCUGAGGAGUUGGAGAGGGACUUGCUGGGGGAAACAGACAGUAUUACGAUGGGGAAUGAAGUGGAGGCGGAUGCCAAAGACGAAAGUGAUUCUCACAUCGGACCGCCCCGAGACUCCCCCGCAGGUAAAGAGUUAGAAGGGGGAGCAGGGACUCAUAAUAGUGCAGUUGGGUCGUCAGAUACUGCCGUUAGCAUCGUAGCGAAAUCUGCGUGUUCUGAGGUGUCGAGUGCCGAUACUGUGCAGGAUGUAGAAUCCCGAGAGGAAACAAAAAGUGUUCAGUUAGACUCUUCAGACGUUGGUGAGGCAGGCGACGAUGCCUCAUUGAACAGAGAAGAAAGCCAUAGUGGGGUGGAUGAAAAACUUGACUCUUCUUCAGAAAUUGAGGGGGGAACAGCAGAUGUUAUUUCGGGUGGGGCAAGUAGGGAUUUGUGUGAUAGCAUAGAAAGAAAUGAUGAUGUUCCUCUUCAAGCCUCUAGUGCAAGUGGCGGGCAGGUAGGGGAAUCCAUACGAGACUGUGAAGAUGAUCAGAUCAGUAGAUCUGAAGAUAGUUUAAAUGAACUUGAUAAUUUAAAAGGUAAGUCUAGUGAUAGUUCAACAGUAAACGUUGCAGGAUCAGAAGACAAACUGGAAGACAUCUCAGUUUCUGCGACAGAUGACAAGGAAGAGAGCGGCUCUGCAUCACUGGCGGUGGAGGAGGGACAGCAAGCUGGUGCUACAGAAACAAGUGCGAGGGAAGAAGAGACUACGAAGGAGAAAGAUGAAGGUGAGUCUGGUGCACUUGAAGAUGUAGAAAUGGCUCCAAAUAUUGAAGAAUCAUUGGAUACAAUGGAAUGUGAUGAUGAAGACCCAUUUGCUGCCGGUGAGAAGGCUGGAGAUCAUGAGGAUAUGGAAACAAGUGAGACUGAAAAAGAAUGUGAUGGUGAAAAAGAAGUUAAUCCUGGAGUACAAGAAGAAGCUCGGGGAGUAAUAGAAGACAAAGAUAAAGAAACUAGUGUAGAAAUAGAAUCAGGUGAAGCAACAGAGGCUGUAGGAACUGAGAAAUCAGUGGAAAUUGAAGAUGUAGAUCAAGUAGAAGCUGUUUCACAAGAGCAAAAUAAAGUUGUAACAGAAGCUGUUUCACAAGAGCAAAAUAAAGUUGUAAAAGGGAUUGAAGAUAAAGCAGAAGAACAGACCAGUUCUCAGGUAGCAAACACUGCACCAAAUAGUAAAGAGAGCAGCGAUGCUUCGGUUGACAUUACCGUAGAAACUGCUACCAAAGAAAAUAAGAAAAGAUCUGCUAUUGGGCAGAACAGUGUCCAUCCGGAAAAGUUUGCGAAGGCUUCGACAGAUUCUAACGCUGAGAGAAUAGAAGUGGAAGUGAGUCCUUCUCUGAUAAGUUCUGACGUCGCUACUGUGAACUCUGAGUCAAGCAAAGAUGAUGAGGAAAUCUGCAUUAUUCCUGAUGAUGUACCGAGAGUGAUGCCGACAAUGAUGGUACGCAUGCUCUCUCCUUCAGUCGUCACCAUGAAUCGGAAAACUAGCGUGGUGACCAAAGUGAGACUGGACACAUCAAGGGCCACAGAUAAAACUAAUCAUGUUGGUGGUCGGUCCAGUGAGCCGAGACGCUUUCCAUCAAGACCACAGAGACAAGCAGCCAAGAAAGCAGAGUCUCAAAUUAAGGAGCUAGCUCAAGAAGAAUCUAACUCAAAUGAAGCAUUUACAGAACUGGAAGAUACAGACGUUAUGGAAAAUGUAGAUGAAGCACCUCAGAUGUGUUUAAAUUGCAGUCGGAUUCGGUCAUGCAAGUACCGAGUGCAUGUUUCUGGGAAAUUGAAGUACCUUUGCCAAGACUCUUGCUCUAGUGCGUUCAAGAAGUCGAGGAAACCCACCGCGCCAGCGGAACCAGUGAGCGGUCGUAGCUUAGUGCGCAAGUGUGGUCAGUGCUGCAUUCUCGUCACACCGCAGAACGAGAAGACUCUGUCGUGGGAAACAAUGGAUUUUUGUAAUGAGGAAUGUUUAGAAAAGUAUCAGAAGCAGUUGGGCUCUCACUGUGCGAACUGCAAAGGGCCGGUACAGCAGACCAGCCUGGGCAAGUACUGUGUGCGCUUCGGCUACGACAUCAAGCAGUUCUGCUGCAGCUCGUGCCUUGAAGAGUUCAAGAAAGGGCUUAAGGUGUGCAGCUAUUGCCAGAAGGACAUCUCCAGAGGCGCGGAAGGCUUCCUCGCACCUGUCGGGGAAAAGGGACAGUUUAAGGACUUCUGCACUCAGGGAUGCAUGCUGAAGUACAACCAGAUGAGCAACAACCAGGCCCUACCGGCGGUGAAGGCUGGCUGUGCCGUCUGCAAGGACGAGAAGAUCGUGAAGAUAGAGGUGCUGCAGGGGUCCAAGACGAACAUGCUGUGUAGCGAGCCGUGCUUUGCCGCGUACAAGUUUGUCAACAGCCUGAGUGCAGAUCAAUGCGACAUGUGCAAGAAGUACUUUGACAAGAGAGAGAUUGACAAUUUCUCAGUAUUUUACGAUGAUGCACCUCAUAACUUCUGCUGCAAGACGUGUAUGAAUGUUUAUAUCCUAGCAAACCGCAAAAUUGUUCCCUGCACGUGGUGCAAGGUGAAGAAGUAUAACUUUGAUAUGAUAAAACGUGUGACAUCUGCUGGACAGUGUCUCAUGAUGUGCUCGCUGAGUUGCUUGAAGUUGUAUUCUGUCUCGAUGAGUGCUGUUUCGAACAAGAAGGUGAAGUGCGAUAUGUGCAGCACCGUGGCCCCUGCACAGUACCACUUGACGAUGUCGGACCUGUCCAUUCGCAACUUCUGCAACUACAGCUGUGUGAUGCAGUUCCAAGGAAAAGCUGGGGGCAGUACGUCUUUGCCAGUCAUAUCUGCGGUUAAGUCUCUGGCUACAACGAAUGGAAAACCCUCGCCAUUACCCAAUAGUGGGGUCAACGCCACUAGGUCUCCCUCGCUCAUGAAGGCCAACAACAGCGCGGUGCCGGCGGCGCCCGCUCAGGCCCAGCAGAAGGGCACGCAGCCGGCGCCCAGUCCCAUCGGCUCCGUGGUGAAGCAGCAGGUCAUAGUGAAGCCGCCCGCGCCCAAGCAGAUGCGCAACAAGGGGCUCAGCUGCAAGCCCUACACGCACACCAAGGGCGUCGGCUGUCGGCCGCACCCCCUCAGCAAGGAGACCCAGACAGAUGACAGCAUAGGCAAGCCCAUCCUGAUUCCAGUGCCAGUGCCGAUCUAUGUUCCUGCCCCGAUGCACAUGUACAGCAAUCCGUUCCCUGUUCCUGUGCCGUUCCCGUUGCCAGUGCCUGUCCCCAUUUUUAUUCCCACCACCAGGAAUUCCAUGCCGGGCAUCAUGAAGGAGAUAAAGAGAAUACAGGAGAAGAUCCCCACAGACCCCUUCGAGGCAGAGCUCCUCAUGAUGGCCGAGAUGGUCGCUGGGGAGAAGAAGCCGGAGCUGUCGGACUCGGAGAGUGACGACGGCGGUAACGACGCCGGCGACACCAGCGAAGUAGCGGGUGGGGAGGGCGCGGCCUCGGCGACGGAGGGCGGCUUCAGCCCCGAGGCGCCCGACACCAGCAACACCUUCGGCGAGGACAUGCUGCAGAUGGCCCUGAAGAUGGCGUCGGAGCUGGAGGAGCCGGCCGUGGACCUGGAGGCCGCCCUCACGCCGUCCACCAUCUCCGCCCCGGCCAACCCCGCAGCCGACCACAACGACGAGUCGGAGGACGACCCGGAGCCCGCCCAGAGCCUGCCGGAGCAGCGGCCGCCCUCCGCGCGGGGCAGGAAGAGGUCCGUGAGGUCGGCGGGGCGGAGCGGGGGCGGGGGCACUCCGGCCAAGCGAGGCCGGCGCACCAGCUCCUCCGUGGACAUCCCGCUGCUGCCGCCGCCCGAGCCCUCGCAGCCGGCCCGCAUCGAGCAGGAGAAGCCCGACGCCAACAUGUGCCUCAAGUACACGUUUGGUGUGAAUGCGUGGAGGCAUUGGGUCCAAACAAAGAAUGCUGAGCUGGAGAAAGCUGCGACAAAUAAUCGGAAGCUAAAGUUGUUCAAACCAGAGAUACUCCAGUUAACUGCUGACGAGCUUAAUUAUUCCCUCUGCCUGUUUGUGAAGGAAGUGAGGAAACCUAGUGGUCAAGAAUAUGCUCCUGACACAAUAUAUUACCUCUGUUUGGGUAUUCAGCAGUACUUGUUUGAGAAUGGAAGGAUAGACAACAUCUUCACAGAUAGCUACUAUGAGAAAUUCACAGAGUGCUUGGAUGAGGUUGCAAGGAAAUUCACUGCACUUUACAAUGAUUCACAGUUCAUUGUGACCAGAGUGGAGGAGGAACACUUGUGGGAGAGCAAGCAGUUGGGUGCUCACUCCCCCCACGUGCUGCUGAGCACACUGCUCUUCUUCAACACCAAGCACUUCAACCUGACGACUGUGGAUGAGCAUAUGCAGCUAUCAUUUUCGCACAUAAUGAAGCACUGGAAGAGAAAUCCGAACCAGCCAAACGUGAACAAAGUAGCAGGAAGCGCGCGCAAUGUUCUGCUGAGGUUCUACCCACCCCAGUCAGCCCUGGAUGGCAACUCAAAAAAGAAGAAACUGUAUGAGCAGCUUGAGAAUGAGGAAAACCCACUGCGAUGUCCAGUGAAGCUUUACGAGUUUUAUCUCUCAAAAUGCCCCGAGAGCGUGAAGACGCGGAACGACGUGUUCUACCUGCAGCCGGAGCGGUCGUGUGUGCCGGACAGCCCCGUGUGGUACUCGACCAUGGCGCUGGGUCGCGAGCCGCUGCUCAAGAUGCUGCACCGGGUCAAGAUGGUGAAGGAGAUCAACAUGGCGCUGCUCUCCAGCUAGGUGUCCUUCUCCUGCAGCUCGUCCCGACCCGUCACGUCGCGGAGUGGUGGUGAACGGUACCGAAGACUGUCAAGCGUGACUGUCUGCUGAAGGUUCAACACCGGCAAUGAACUUCUAAACGUGUUUGCGAACGAAAUUUUGUAAUAAAUGUGUUAUAUUUUUCUCGUUUUAUUUUCCCGUGAUUUUUUUUUUCCUUCUAAUCUUUUUUAAGUGUUCAGAGAUAUUUGUUCAGGUUCAGAACCACAGAACCAUGCGUUGUCACUGUGUGUAGCAUUUUGCAUUUACGUACCUCCUUUUUUUAGAAUGCAGCGAACCUGAAUUAAAUUCUUGUAAAAUAAGACUUCUCGUAGUGAAAUCUUAGAAUGCCUGAGUUUGUUAUUUUUUUUUGUUGAUAAUUGGAGCAAGAUGAACUUUUAUGCCGAUAUUUUUUUAUCCAUUUGUUUACCAUUGUUGUAUAUAUAUGUGUGUAAAAUGAUUCUCUCAUUUCGAAAUGUGUGACUGCUGUAUUCCUAUUAACAUACCGUUUGAGGGAGUGAGAAUUAUGUUACUUCUGAUUUUUGUUGAAACACCAGUGAAUAGUUAGCAUUACUGUAAGGAAAAUUUAAGAUAUCCACUUCUGGCAUGGAUUUGAUGCACGAGCCUUGUGCAGUAACAUUUUUUUGUAAAUUUACAAUGAAUGGUAGAAUUGUUAUUACUAAAAUGGUGUAAUGUGACUGAAAAGGUCUGUAUUAAGAUUAGAUCUAAAAUCCCAAAUGUGAAUCUGUAUUUUGGUUUCUUUACAUCAAAAAUGAAUAACAGGAAUUUUUUUUUAUAUGUGUUUGUUUUUUUGUAAUUUUUCUUAUUGACUCGCCAUUCUGAUCAAGUAUCACUUAGUAUUUUAAAUACUACAGCUGCAGUUGCUAUAUACAGUGAAACCUCAUUAUAAAGUACCUCACUAUAAAGGAUUUAUCUCUUUAAAGUACGGUAUAUAUUUUCAAGUCCUAACAAGAUGUUUUACAUUAAACAACAGGUUAUAUUAAGUACUUCCAUUAUUUACUAUUAAAAAGGAGGGUUUUUACAGGUACAUUUUAAUGAGAUUUCUCUGUAGGUGGAAAAAUAUGUGGCGUUAAUAAAGGCAUGUGUGGGUUGUUUCUAUGAUAAAUACCGUAUUUACUCGCGUACAGGCCCCCCUUUUUUCACCCAAAUUUUGACUCCAAAAAAGGUGAGGGGGCCUAUACGCGAAUUUGGAGGAAAAAAUUGAUUUUUCUUUUCAAGUUGUGCGUCUUUGUUCGAAUGAGGAAGGCGGGGGAGGCAGCGACGCGGCAGGAGGGUGAGAGAGGCAACGACUCUGCAGUGGGGAGAGGCAGCGCUUUGACAGGGGGGAGAGAGGCAGAGGCAGCGCUUAGCAGGAGGGGAGAGAGGCAGAGGCAGCGCUUAGCAGGAGGGGAGAGAGGCAGAGGCGUGGCUUAACCUCCUUCCUGCCAGCUAGCCAGCCAACCAGACAAAGGAGUGUUAGAAUCCUUGACCCACUUCCCUUCCUCCUUCACUUCCCCUCUUCUUCACCGACAACACUCCACAUCAAGACAUCAACACAGCGGCAGCGCGCGAGUCCAGCUUUCUUUAUCUUUAUGUCUUUUGAGAUAGGACUAACUGCUUACGUCUGGCACGCCUCACGAAGGUCCUACUGAGAACGGACAAACUAUAAUACCAGUCUCUGUAUCACUGCCGCUUACAAAAUCACCUCCCGCCGCUCACAAUACAUGGCUUGUUGUUUGAUGCAUGCCAAGCUGCCCUGCCCUCAGAUAAACCCAGAAAAACACGUUUUUAAAUUUUUUCUCAAAAAUGUUUACAAAACAAGGAGGGGGGCUUAUACGCGGGCGGGGCCUUUACGCGAGUAAAUACGGUACAUAUUGAUCAUUCAUAAACAGGUUGGCUAACUUGACUCAAUUUGAAAAUCAAGUUGGUAGUGUUCAAAAUAUAUGUACAUUACUGUGUUUAGUAUUAAGGAUGUACAUGUAAAUAAAACACGAAUUUUUUUUAAGAUAUAAAAUUUUACUUAAUAAAUUUUUUUAAUCACGUAAAUUAUAUUAAGUAGCAUUUAUGUUGUAAAUAAGUGAGACCUGGAGGUGCAUGCACUUGAGUAUUUCACGACGAUGUGAGUUCAGGUGUAAUUAUUUCGUGCUAUGUGGUCCUCGUGAGCCGUGAGACCUUUGAAUAUAUAUACUGUAUAGAAGUCGCGAGUGGAUAGGAUUUACUCUACGUUUUUCAGAAGCGUAUGAUGAGCAGCUUGGGAACUUCACCGCUGCAGUGCGCUGCCGUAACGCCCUGUAUCAUCUUAGUUGUUAUUUACACGUUAGAGCGCAGCGCUGUCGCCCGCUGUCAUUCCCCGCACCCCCCCACCCAUCAUUCACUGCAGCUCAAGGUUGUUCAGCGGGAGGGGGAAGGGGUGUUUGAAGAGUUCGACACUUGUCCGCUAGGGACCACCACAAGUCGAUGCCCUAGAGAUGGUGGCGAUUGCGGCGGUGAAUUAACCAACUACCUCAAACCGUAUUAGAAAUGUUAACCUGGGCUGGCGACUUCUAUACAGUAUAUAUAUUCAAAGGUGAGACUGGCAGGUUCUGGCGGAGGGAUCCACGGGGAUGGCAGCGCUCUGACUCGAGUGUAGUCGCGAGGCCUGCGCGGUAGACUCUGCCUUCCUGCAGUGUACGAGAGGGCAACACUGCCUCGUCACUUCGAGACAUUCAUUCCCUGCCAAGCGUUUGCUAGCAUUCUAGGUUGUUGCUUUUGGUGUUUCUGUGUUCAAGGGGCAACCAGGAUGGAUAACUGCCAUUUUAAAUGUAUAAACUUUUUUUUUUUUAUGAUACAUUUUAAAAAAUUUGGUAACCUAGAGUUUUAAUAACGCUAGUAAAGUUAACGUUUGACAUUAGAUAAGUGUAUUUCUUCCUCCCCGCUCCUUUUUUCCUUCUUGUCGUUGUUACACUGAAUCAUAAGCUUUAGUGACCAGAGUUGCUAACUACAGUAGAAUCCUGUUACAAGGUUUUUCAAGGGGGAAUAAGGAAUAAUAUUAUAAGCAGGUAAUAUCAAUUUAGCGCGUGUCAGUGUUUGAACGUUUUACCAAUUAACUCAUGAACUAUCAAAAAAAAAACAUUUUAUGUUUCUUGGCUGUAAAAAUCGUAACGAAUUUGAGAAUUUUGAAAUGCCAGGUAAAAUUAAUUAGUAUUUUCUGAAAGAAAUUCAAACCAUUUGUUUGAACUAGCCAGUGCCAUUGUAGUUAAACCUAAGAAGUUUCAGAUCUGCAAUAAAUUAAAUUAUUCUUAUUUGUACAACCCAAAAACAUUAAAAUUGUAACUUUGGCACAUGAUUAUGCAAAAAGUAUGCACUGAAUAUAUAUUUUCAAUUUCGUGAAAGUUAAUCAAUUGUAAAAGUCUACAAGUUUAUCUGUAAUUACUGUACCUAAAUAUAAAAUCUUGACCUGACAUGGGUGGCACCCCCUUAAAGAUACACUGCCACAUUACUGUAAAACAAUUCACAAUUUGUGAUGAUGAUGAUAUAAAUUAAAAUCUUUUAGCAGCAAUAGAAAACUCUUUGCUUUUUAUUGUUGUCAUUGCGAAAUAGUUGGCAAACUAAAAUUUUGUAGGACUACUUCUGUACAUUUGAAAACACAUUAGAAUGGCAAGAAAUGGAAGGAAUUGUAGUUUUUUUUUUUUCCCUUCAAGACAAGGGUGCCAACAGACACAUUACUGCGUAAGUUAUAUACCGUCGAUAUAUUGAAUACACAACGUUAGCUAACACUAACAUUUAACACUAGUGUUCUGGCACACUGCAAGUCACUAUGGCUCUUCAUUUUUGAUCAAAGAUGUUGUGCAUACGAUCGUAGCACUAUAAGCUUA